Solea solea (common sole) is the source of this 2214-nucleotide messenger RNA. It is a transcript of the gene chm, whose product is annotated as CHM Rab escort protein. Lineage: Eukaryota; Metazoa; Chordata; Actinopteri; Pleuronectiformes; Soleidae. Bases 90 to 2030 code for a protein of 646 amino acids. The transcript has 17 exons. The record is from RefSeq and is a predicted model, not a curated record. Gene Ontology annotation, biological process: vesicle-mediated transport; intracellular protein transport; protein geranylgeranylation. Gene Ontology annotation, molecular function: GDP-dissociation inhibitor activity. Gene Ontology annotation, cellular component: cytosol; nucleus; cytoplasm.
AAAAACUAAACUUGUGUCUUGAUUGGUUCGCGUCGGUGGCGAGGUCCUCCCUGCUCCGUGUCACGUGACUGUGUUUCCCUGCUAACAACAUGGCUACCGAGGGUCUCCCGUGUGAAUUUGACGUCGUCAUUCUGGGCACAGGGCUGGUUGAGUCGGUGGUCGCUGCCGCCUGUUCCAGAGUGGGACAGAGAGUUCUUCACCUCGACAGGAGGAGUUACUACGCAGCGAACUGGGCGAGCUUCACCUUUAACGGCCUCCUCGACUGGAUACAACAACGACAGGAGGAGUCUCCUCAGCCUGAUGAGUUACAGGAUUGGUCCAGUCUGUUAGAGGAAGGGGAGGAGCUAAUCUACCUGUGUAACGCUGACUCGUCCUCUGUCAGUAACGUGCAGGUGUUCUCUUUCACCAGGGAGGAGGAGGAAAGUGUGAGUCCUCCAAGCACCACAGAAGAAGAAGCUGCAGCAGCUGCUGAGGAGGAGGAGGAGGCUGAAGAAGAAACGACACAAUCCACAGAUAUAAAAGAGAAAGAAUCCAAAGAGAAAACAGCUGAUGAAGAGGAUGAUGGACAGGCUGCCGGUGUGGAUGGGGAGGAGCAUGAGGCUCCGCCUCCAGACGACCGGAACCGUAAGAAGGUCAGCUACAGCGAGCUGCUGGACAAAGGUCGCAGGUUCAACAUUGACCUCGUCUCCAAGCUGAUGUUUUCUCGUGGAUCAUUAAUUGAUCUGCUCAUCAAAUCAAACGUCAGUCGCUAUGCAGAGUUCAAGAAUGUCAGCAGGAUACUGACCUGUCGUCAUGGCAACGUGGAACAGGUUCCGUGCAGCAGAGCUGACGUGUUUGGGAGUCGUCAGCUGUCCGUCGUAGAGAAGAGGAAGUUGAUGCGUUUCCUGACGUCUGUCGUCGAGGAGACGGAGCAGCAGACAGCCUAUAGCGGUCGACCAUAUUUGGACUUCCUGUGUGAACAGCAGCUCGGUGACAACCUGCAGCACUUCCUGCUUCACUCCAUCGCCAUGGUGACCGAGGACACGCCCACCGAGGAGGGGCUCGCCUCUACGCGCCACUUCUUGCGCUGCUUGGGUCGCUAUGGCAACACGCCCUUCCUGUUUCCUGUCUAUGGCCUUGGAGAGAUACCACAGUGUUUUUGUAGGAUGUCAGCCGUGUUUGGAGGAAUCUACUGUCUGAGACACACAGUUCACUGUCUGCUGCUUGACAAGAGCAACAACAGGUGUAAAGCGGUGAUUGACAGCCGAGGACAGCGAAUCAGCUGCAGCCAUUUCGUGGUGGAGGAGGGCUAUGUGGCGACGGAGAGGAAGAAGGUGGCCACGCCCACCAGGUCGAUCAGCAGAGCCGUCCUGAUAACUGACGCCUCUGUUCUCCCUGCUCACGCCGACCAACAGGUUUCCUUGGUAACGGUUCCUCCUGUAGCUGCAGGUGCUCCAGUGGUGAAGAUGGUGGAGCUCUGUUCAUCCACGAUGACCUGUAUCCCUGGAACUUACCUGGUCCACCUCACCUGUCAGUCAGUUGGCUCCGCCUAUGAGGACCUGUCGCCGGUGGUAACCAGGAUGUUCAACACGCCAGAGUCACAUGACCAAGAGACACGCCCCUCUGUCCUCUGGUGUCUCUACUUCAACAUGGCCGACGGCUCAGGUGUACAGGUCCAAGGUCACGACCUCCCGCCCAACGUGUAUGUGUGUUCUGGACCAGACGGGGGUUUGGGACACGAACACGCCGUCACACAGGCUGAGUCCAUCUUCAGAAACAUUCUUCCAGACGAGGAGUUUUGUCCUCCUGCUCCCAAUCCUGAAGACAUCAUCUAUGAUGGAGACUCCGCCCCCUCCACAGGAGAGGAGGAGAAACAAGUGGAAGAGAAGGGCGAGGAGGAGAGACAAGAGGAAGAGAAGGGCGAGGAGGAGAAACAAGAGGAAGAGAAGGGCGAGGAGGAGAAACAAGAGGAAGAGAAGGGCGAGGAGGAGAAACAAGAAGAAGAGAAGGGCGAGGAGGAGGCGGGGCAGAGUGAAAGAGGGGAGGAAUAGGAGGAGGUGCAGUGAUUGUGAGGAGAAUCAUGGCUUUUUGUAAAUGACUUUGUGACCAUAGCAACGUCCUGCACCUGCUGGUCAUUUGUUUAUCAUGAUGAUUAUUAUUAUUGUUUUAUAUGUUUAUUAUAUCUCUGUUUCUUGUUUUUAUUUAAGUCCAAAAAAUUAAAAGUCGUUAAAAUGA